AUGGCUCAUGUGAAGCGGUUUCAAGGAAUCCCAAUGUCGAAGUCAUUGAGAGGUUUGUGUAAAGAGGAGGACUAUGCGUUUCUGGGAACAUCUCAAAAAUCAGCGGAAGAGACGGCCGAAGGAACCGGAGCUCUGAAGGACGACAGGAGAGACCCGAAGGAAGAGAGGGUCCGCCGGCGACUGGAGAGAGCCAAGCAGGAAAAAGAUAGACUCAGGGAGAUAGAGGAGUGUAAGAAGGAGAAAGAGCAGCAGUGGCAGACUCAUGUAGCAGAGCUGACCUCCAGCCAGGAGAAGACUCUGACCGACCGACUGGCACGACUCAGAAGAUUCAGGGUGACGAUGAGAGACGGACAAAUCGCGAUCUGAACCUUAACUCCAGAAACAAGUGUCCAUGUCAAACACACAGCUGACGAAUCACCCAGCUGCCGUCUGUCAUGUCUGACACGCUAACAAUCUGAGAUUCAACACCGCAGCAGACACAAGGCUUCUAGUGUUUCAAAGCUCCUGGAGAAGAGAAGAGGCUUUUAAAAAAGAUCCGACCCCCGCUAUUUAUCACACAUAGAGCGUUCCGGGACGUCGUCAUCGAGUUACACUGCGGCAACAGUUCAAGGUCACAGAUCAGGCAUCCGUUAAUGAGACUUGUCAGAGGCUCUGACAUGAAUGCAUGCUUUGAAGUCCAGGGAGCAGCUUUGGUAGAUUGAAGGGUUAGGAGCUGUCAUCAUGGAGUUAGCCUCUGCUGCGUGUCAGACCAGUGCCAAGUAAUCAUUUCCUGGACUUAAAAGAGACAACCUGUUAAUCAAAUAUUGUGGGUAUAUACGCUAAAAUUAUUUUUUUUCCUUUGCUUUUAUUGGCCGUUCAUAAAACUUCUUGCAAUUUGGCCAAAGGCAAAACCUUACGUUUUAGUUUCUUGUUGGGAGAUACUAAUUCUUACCUCGAUCCCUCAGCAUAGACUGUACAGUAUAUAGAGAUGGACGACAUCACAGCUUCUAAAAGUUAAGCCAAAUCAUCUUGAUUGCCCCCUGGUGGCUGGCUGGAUUACAGGUCUUAGACCUGUUCCCAGUUAAGAUCGUGUUACCCAUGUCCGGCACAUUUUGUCUUCAGUUUUCAACAACAAGAGGAAGUGGAGACACGUCAUCAUAUACAAUAAGGAUUUUAGAAGACUUGUAAAAAACUGCUAACUCUUUAAUUUUCUUUUCCUCUUUCUUUCCUUACACCUCUCUCGUCCUGCAGGAGUUUCAGAGGAAGGUGCUGGUAGAGGAGUCGGGGACGGAGGUCGGGGCAACCACAGUCAACCAACUUCUCACCAGGAUGUAGAUUCACCAUAAGAGGGAGUCACUCAGGAUACAUGUGUCCUGUGUUGCUCUUUAACAUGAAUAAAUCAUCAGUGUGACUGAAUGACAUGAUAAUAGAAGACAGGAUUUUAGAAUAGAUUUCAGCAAGCACUGACAGAUGCUGCACUGUCUCUAUACACUCGUAUCCCUGCUGCCCCACCUCCACCACAUCACCUUUGCUCAUGACUGGGAUUUCCAAAAACCUUCAAGAGCAGAAAAAAAAAGGUUUAAUAGACACAGGAUUUAUUUCACAUCAUAACUUUUAUGGUAAAAUUGUGCAUUUAGGCCCACUAAUGGAGAACAUGACCUCUUUGAUCCUCAACAAAUUCCUUAAAGCAAUAGUGUCCUUGGAGAGAGUUAGAUGAGAUGAUGAAUACCAUGUUUAUAUUUGUGCAUUAAUUAUGGACCAAUAAUCCCAGGAUGUGAUCAACAUACAGAUUAGCAGCCAACAAAGUCACAUGUACAGUAGAAAUGUUUCCAGCAUGUAGUUCUCCAUAAAACCACAACUUUGCCGUUUUGAAGUUUGAUGCAGAUGACGUGCUUCAGAGUGAGUCUAUGCUAAUCUAACUCAUUCCAUCUGACUCUACGUAUUAGUUCCUGAGAAAACUGUGAAACUGUAAUAAGGAAAAUAAAAAAUAAA
This is a messenger RNA of Platichthys flesus (European flounder), 1971 nucleotides long. RefSeq lists its product as uncharacterized. The record is from RefSeq and is a predicted model, not a curated record. NCBI's taxonomy places the organism in Eukaryota, Metazoa, Chordata, Actinopteri, Pleuronectiformes, Pleuronectidae. The transcript has 4 exons. The coding region runs from base 1 to 366 and encodes 121 amino acids.